GCCGUUUUCACUUUUCACCGAGUGUAAUCAACCGUGGGACUCAAAAUGAAGAAGCAGUUCAAUCGGAUGAAACAACUGGCCAACCAAACAGUUGGAAGGGCUGAGAAAACAGAAGUCCUGAGCGAUGACAUUUUACAGAUCGAGCGGCGCAUGGAAACGGUGCGUGUGGUGUCGCACAACAUGCACAAGAGGAUGGUCUCGUGUUUACAGGGUCACUAUGGCACAGAUGGAGAGAAGAGACACAAAAAGCUGCCGCUCUUCGCUCUGUCCCAGUCCAUGCUGGACGGGGGAGGUCAGCUCGGGGAAGAGUCCCUCAUAGGGAAAAUGUUGGAGAUCUGCGGAGAUGCCGAGAACGGGUUAGCUUCAGAGCUAAUGCAACACGAGGUCCAGAUUGAGAAGGACAUUUUAGACCCCCUCAAUCAGUUAGCAGAGGUGGAUAUUCCCAACAUCCUGAAGCAGAGGAAGCAGUUGGCCAAGCUGGUAUUGGACUACGACUCAGCUAAAGCUAGGUGGUUGCAGGCAACCAAGUCGAUUAUCUCAGGAACCAACACUCAAGCUCUUACGGCCAAGGCUGACUCCCUCAAGGAGGAGGUGGACGAAGCUAUGAACAAAGUGGAGAUGUGCAAGGACCAGCUGGCUGCGGACAUGUACAACUUCUCCUCAAAAGAAGGGGACUAUGCCCGAUAUUACGUACUGCUGUUAGAAGCACAAGCGGAUUACCACCGUAGAUCACUCACUGUGCUGGAGAGCUUCCUGCCAACCAUCCAGGCACAGCAAGACACCUGGACGGAGAAGCCAGCGUUUGGAACGGGGCUGGACGAGCACUUAAAGAGGAGCAAUCGAGAAAUAGCUCUCCCCAUGGAGGCCUGCGUCAUGAUGCUGCUGGAGACCGGGAUGAAGGAGGAGGGUCUGUUCCGGAUCGCGGCGGGAGCCUCCAAGUUGAAGAAGCUGAAGGCGGCUCUGGACUGCUCCACUUCACAGCUGGAGGAGUUCUACUCCGAUCCUCAUGCUGUUGCAGGCGCUCUUAAGUCCUACCUGAGGGAGCUGCCGGAGCCUUUAAUGACGUAUCAGCUGUAUGAUGAGUGGAUCCAGGCGUCUAGUGUCUCCGAUCCGGACAAAAGACUGCAAGCGCUAUGGGUGGUGUGCGAUCAAUUACCAAAGAACAAUAAAGCUAACUUUCGAUACCUGGUCAAGUUUCUCACCAAGCUGGCUCAAGACAGCGAGACCAACAAGAUGACCCCAAGCAACAUCGCCAUUGUUCUGGGACCCAAUUUACUCUGGUCCAAAAAUGAAGGGACACUGGCAGAGAUGGCGGCGGCCACUUCGGUCCAUGUGGUGACCAUCAUUGAACCCAUCAUCCAGCACGCUGACUGGUUCUUCCCCGAGGACGUGGACUUCAACGUGUCUGGGAUGUUUACAAUGCCGACUCCCGUCUCCAACCACGUGAAUCACCUGACCACGCCGGACUACGACUGCGGCACCAUAGAGAGGAAGAGGCCGGGCAGCAUGGUGAUGGGACCAGAUUGUGAAAUUCCUCGAAGAGACAGCACUGCUAACAAAUUGCUGGACCACAUUCCGCGUAGAGGUGGCGGUACGCUCACUAGAAAGCAGCACGCUUCGCCCGCCUUCCAGCCCCCCCUGCCUCCGGUGGAGGGCGCGUUGGGGGCCGCUGGGGCGGCUGGAUUGGCAGUGGCAGGGCCUGGGCCAGGGGCAGUACCAGGGCAGUCACCCGCUGGUGCUGUCCCAACAGAGCCCCAGCUCCAGCCCCAGCUCCAGCCCCAGCAGCUGUUCUUUGGUGGUGGUGGUGUUGGUGGGGGCGCUGGGUGCCCAGGGGGCCCAGGUGCAGUGCCCAUGCCAGGGCUGGUGGCGGCUGGGCCGCAGCAGGGCUUGGAGAUGUGCCAGCCUAGCUUGGCGCUGGGGAUAGCCGCCCUGGCGGCCGCACAGCAGCUUUUAGUCCAGCCCUGUGACGAGAGCAGCAGCUCCAGAUCUAGAGACUCUGCGUCCACUCCCCCGCCCCAAAGAAACGGCUCUGCAGGAUCAGGGCAGCUGAACACGGGAACCCCGGGAGGAGGAGGACCCAGUCCACACAUGACGCGCAGAGGCACCAAAAAGCCAGCCCCUGCACCUCCAAAGCCAGUCAUCCCCCCUCCAGGCCAGCCGAGUCCCCAGACGGGUCCCCACAACACCUCCCUGGGCACCCCUCAGUCCCUUCCUCACACGCCCAGACCCCUGUCCAGCCACUCCCCCACCGCACAGACACCCACUCUCACGGUGACCCAGCCGGGAGGCAGCACCCCUCGCCGCCACUCCAGCAACCAGCCCCCCAUCCAGGCGCCCAACCACCCGCCUCCACAGCCGCCGCCUAUGCAGGGGGGCGGCACCCCUCCGCCCUCAGCUGACUCGUCUCCUCCCAGCACCCCGACACCGCCCAACACGCCCCCACCCACCUCCUCCACCACCCCGUCCGCGACGACCCCCCAGGACUACGGCACCCCUGCUGCUGGGAUGCCCGUGUUUCCACACUACUCGACGGGAUCUCUGCCCCGGCCGCGGCCCGUGCCUAAACCACGGAACCGGCCCAACAUCCCUCCGCCGCCUCAGCCGCCGGGGUCUUCGGGGGCCGCCACGGACACCAACGGCAUCUGUGGCUCUGCGUACAAGAUGAUGGACGCGGGGAUGGCGUUUAAGGGGGUGCACCGGGCGUACGUUCCCGAGCUGGCCAUCGUGGAGCCCCAGCCUCAGCUGCAGCCUCCAGUCUGCCAGCUGAAAGACGCCGACCUCGACUCUGAGAGCACCGUCCUCUGAGAGUGACCGGUCCAGGGCUGGGCUCCACUAGACGAGGGCCACGCUGAACACUAUCCACUCUCCACUACCCCUUUAUUAUCGCUCUCGUUCGCUGGGUCCCCCAACACAGCAUAGUUGAGUAACCGCACACAUUGGACUACACACUACUCUCACUGUAUCCCCCUGCACUACAAUCCAACCCAGCCCUAGCGUUGCGUACCCCCUGAUUUCUUUCUCUGCAUCUCCCGACACAGCAUAGUUGGGUAACUCCCCUCCCACAGGACUUCACAGUACUCUCCCACUUACAAACCCAGUCCUGGCCCCUCUUCUCCUUCUCCAUCUGCCCCAACUCACUGCUGCUGGACCUUACCCACUGCCCCGCCCCCAGGACAGCAACUCAUCCACCCCCUCAACAGCCCUAUCUCCACCCUAUCUCCAGCCCUCCACGGCACCCAUAUCCAAAACCCCCACGGUUCGGUAAGCCACUGCUGCUCUCUCCAACUCUUUUAGUUACCAAAGUGUAUACCAACCUGUUCCUGCCUUCAGUUGCCCCGCCUGGCCCGCCGCUGCUCUCCUCCUCUCAAGUGCCCAAGGUCUUUGUUUUUGGACAAACCCAAAAGCUCCACACACACCCCCCCCAAGCUCUGGUGAAGACUGUGACCAAGAAGCCUUGAGCGCUAGAGCAGCAUUGAUGAUUCACAUGGAUGUUCAUCAAAGCAAAGAUGACCUUAAAUGUCAAUGAGAUUAAGACUGGGAUUUCCAUACAAGUUGGAGAAGGAAAAAAAAGCUAGGUGGUGGGGUGACUCGGGGGUUCUUCGUAGACAACAAUAUUGGUUUGAGGUAUGAACGUGUGUGUGUUUUGUGAUGUGUGGGGGUUGAAUGUGUGAGACCGUGCGAAAUUUCGCACACAUUUGUGAUUGAAGUGCCCUUUGCUGACAUGAGAUGACGAAAAGAGGAAAGGGUUUUUUUUGGCAGAACUUUUUUAUAGGAAGAGGAAGUUUUGAUCGAAACCCAAAGGUGCCGCUUUAGUCAAGAAAGAAACAAAACAAAAGUGUAGCCUAGCUGGUGACUGCAGGUUUCCAGUCAGUCCAUUCAUAGACUUAAACUGACCCUUUUUUUACUGCUUUUGUAUGAGAACUGUCUCCUAUUUGCUCUAUUUAUUACCUUACCCAUCAACACAUUCCUGUGGUGAAAGGUUUUCUUGUCGUAUUUUUUUUCUUAUUUUUUUCUUUUAAAGAAACCGUAUCAGUGCCUCCUUGUGUAUUCAUUAGGGGCGUGUUCUGUCAGUGGCUAUGAGGAGUAUGAGGUGUCUACAGUAGAUGCUGCUGACUUUUGGUACCCUGGACCCCGUUUCUCGACAGUGUCAUUGCUAACCAGUUAGCAACUUAGUAAGUUGCCAAUGAGAAAUUGCAUUGCCACCAAGUAAGUAGCUAACUUAGUUAGCAAUGACGCUGUCAAGAAACGCACCCCUGUUUCCUUGACUGCACCAUACAAGGUCCUUCGAAGUGUUGGCCGAUCUCCAUUGAUCACCCAUACAUGAACACCUUGGAUAUUCCAUGGAAGUUGUAUGUAAUACGCAUGGAAUGGGGGGAAAAAGGCUCCAACUGUACACCGCGAUGAUGAUGAUGAUCUGUUUUCCCACUUUUCGUCUCACCUGUUUUAAAUGUAUUGAUGAGGCAUUACUGUGGGUUGGUCAAGUGAAAACUGAAUUUGUGGUGACGUCCCCAUUUUGCUCCUCCUUGCUUUGUCCCAAGUGCAACAACUCUACAAAAUGCAUUCAUUUGCACUUUCCGCAAAGGCCCCCUCGUCACAGAGUGUGAGGUGGCUUUUAAUGUCCCCGCGUGAAAACCACCCAACGUAUUGCCCAGAAACACUGCUAGGAAGAGCUGGUGGUGACAUGGUACUUGGGGAAGGUUGUACGCCACACAACUGUCAUUUGUUACAUUCAUUCAUUCAUUCAUUCAGUGCUUUAGUCGUCGUCUCGUGUACAAGGCCAUGUGCUAGUCUGUAAACUAUGGUACCUCUUUCAGUGAUGGAAUUCAUGUGCGAAAAGUCGGUUACACCUGACUUUGUCAAUCUUAUGCAUAAUUUUCCAAGGACUUAAGGCAUCUCAUUUUAAACGAGCUUUUUUUUUUGUCUCUGCUACCUUGCUGCCUUAUGCCUCAAACACUAAACAAUCCUUUUUUUUUCUUUCAAGACAAAAGGUUUAGAGCGAGGAUAUGUUACACUUAUGAAACAGGAAUUGUUGAUGGUGCAUCUGACGUUCGGUAACAAGGGACUGUUGAGCUUCGAAAAGAAUCUUCAAAAAAAAAAAGGACUGCUUGGUAAUACUCAUUUUCAUUAAAACAAAAAAUUGAAAUGA
Molecule: messenger RNA, 5146 nt
Organism: Engraulis encrasicolus (European anchovy)
Lineage: Eukaryota; Metazoa; Chordata; Actinopteri; Clupeiformes; Engraulidae
Gene: arhgap17a
Product: Rho GTPase activating protein 17a
Exons: 20
Coding region: 46-2805 (919 amino acids)
Biological process (GO): regulation of actin cytoskeleton organization; regulation of Rac protein signal transduction; signal transduction
Cellular component (GO): intracellular anatomical structure; cytosol; cytoplasm
Molecular function (GO): protein binding; GTPase activator activity
Source: RefSeq, a predicted model, not a curated record